UGAGAGUCUGCUGGAGAGCUGAACUAACUCACAUACCUGAAGGAGGAGUUCACCAACUCAAGAGCUAAGUUUAGCUAAUUGGCUACUUGGCUAGCUGUCAGGAAAUUAAAUUUGAGCGGCUACAAGGCGGAGAAAACGACAAAGCAAAGUUGUGACCAGUGAACCUGUAGAAGAAGAGGACAAUGUUAACGCUGAAGGAUGGACAGAGACUUCAAGUGAACAAAUAGUCGGAAAAGGGGAGGAGAGCACCGAGAGCACAGCGAUGAAAUGUGAGGAGGAGAACCAGGAAGACCAAGAUUCUCACAUGGACGCUGACAUUGAAGUAAAAGGAAGCAAGUCCACUGUAACUGUAUCCUGGGACAAGAAGAAUGAGGAAGGAGAGAUGGAUGAUUCAGACAAGAGAACUAAUGCAAGUGGUCAGAUGACGGAAAGUGGAGCUGAUGCAGUCACUUCCACAGACGACGCUCCACGAGAGAACCCAGAGACAAACAUGAAGCAAGAGAUGCAGGAACCUGAAGAAUCUCAGAUGGACGCCUCAGCUGGAGGAAACGAAAGUACGCCCACUGUAACUGUAACCUGGGAGAAGAAGAAUGAGGAAGGAGAGAGAGAUGAUGUUAAAAAGAAAAGCAAAGGAGUAAAUAGGAAACGGAAGGAUCGCUCUACUGUUGAGACCUCCCCACCGAAGAAAACUAAGCUCAUCAAUGACGGGUUUUGUCUUUUCGUUGGCAACCUGAACAACGCGAAAACAUUUGAAGAAGUCAAAGAUUCAUUAGCAACUUACUUCAUGACACAAAGUCUCCUGGUGCAAGACAUCAGAUUAGACCGGUCCAAAAAGCAUGCACAUGUAGAUUUGGCCUCUGAGAUGGACUUGACCAAAGCCUUGACGUUAAAUGGAGAGACGGUGCUUGAUAAGCCGAUGAAGAUCGACAAAGCAAAGGUCAAAAGUGAGGACACGCUGAAGGUGAAAGCUUCAGCGGAGGACAAGAAAGCAACCAGAGAUGGCAGAUGCUUGUUUCUGAAGAACGUCCCGUACAGUGCAACCAAAAAAGACAUUAUGAAAAUCUUCCGCAAGGCCGUCGCCGUCAGGUUUCCUGGUGGAUCUGAAAGCCCAAACACAGGUAUUGCCUUUGUGGAGUUUAAAAAUAAAACCAUUGCAAAGAAAGUACAGCAGAAAAAACGGGUAGCCAAGAUCCAAGACCGGGUUUUGAUUGUGGACUUGGUAGGAGAAGCAAAUGUGUCUAAAGACGCCAAAGCAAAAGAUGGCGACAACAACAACAACACAACCACAAAAGCUCCAGCUCCUCCCAAUAACACCUUGUUUGUGAGCAACUUGUCUUACAAUGUGAAAGAGAAAAAACUGAAGAACGUCUUUCAGAAAGCUGUUCGUAUCAACGUGCCUCAAAGCAAAGGCAAACCAAGAGGGUACGCAUUUGUCGAGUUUGCGUCUGUGGCGGAUGCUGAAAAAGCCUUGAAGUCGACCCAAAAGAUGAAGAUCUGCAAAAGGGAAGUCAGAGUAGAAUUCUUUGAAAUGCGCGAGAAGGCGAAAGUCGAGUCAAAAACACUGAUCGUGACGGGCCUCGCUGAGAAGACGACCGCAGAAACUCUGAAAAGUGCUUUUGAAGGGGCGCUCAGUGCAAGAGUGCCUGUAGAUAAAGAGACAGGAGUUUCCAAACGGUUUGGUUUUGUGGAGUUUGCGAGCGAAGAAAACUGCAGUGCUGUCAGGCAAUUCAUGGAGGACUGUGAGAUAGACGGCAGCAAGGUGACUCUGGCUUAUGCAAAGCCCAAAGGCAAGAAAGAUCCUCCUAGGGCCAGAGGAGGUUUGGCGGGGCGUCCUGGCGGGCAGCCUGCAGGUCAGAGGGCUGGCAGAGGAGGGCGUAAAGACAGAGGAGGAAGAGGCAGUGGAGGAGGUAGAGGACGUGGAGCUGACAAGCUGCAGGCUGCUGUUAAAGAAGCGGGAAAUAAAGGCUGACUUUCUUGAGAAAAGUUAUUGUGGAGAUUUUUUUUUUAACCUGAGAUGAAAAUCUGAAAGCAUAUAUGAUCCCAGACUCCUCUGAGUUUGGUUUAAUGUACAGACUGCAAGGAUGUGAAAGGUUGUCUUGUUGGACGUGUGACCCCUUGUAGUUUCAGCUGUUCAGAUUUUGUACUUUAAACCUUAAUCCUGUAACUAUUAUGGAUGAACACUGACUUGUUUUCACACUAUGAAGCUCUGUUGUGUGAAAAGAUUAAGAUUUCACCUGUGUGAAAUUUUCUAAUGGGAAGAU
Chelmon rostratus (copperband butterflyfish) is the source of this 2261-nucleotide messenger RNA. Its product is annotated as nucleolin-like. Gene Ontology annotation, cellular component: cytosol. Bases 263 to 1969 code for a protein of 568 amino acids. Lineage: Eukaryota; Metazoa; Chordata; Actinopteri; Chaetodontiformes; Chaetodontidae. Gene Ontology annotation, molecular function: mRNA binding. The record is from RefSeq and is a predicted model, not a curated record. The transcript is spliced from 16 exons.